Daucus carota subsp. sativus is the source of this 765-nucleotide messenger RNA. RefSeq lists its product as uncharacterized. Bases 1 to 765 code for a protein of 254 amino acids. Lineage: Eukaryota; Viridiplantae; Streptophyta; Magnoliopsida; Apiales; Apiaceae. The transcript has 2 exons. The record is from RefSeq and is a predicted model, not a curated record.
AUGAAGCUCCAGUUUCUAGAACUUAAGCAAUGGAAUCUAUCUGUGGCUGAAUACGAGACCAAAUUUUCAGAACUUUCAAGGUUUGUGCCACAUCAUGUUGAUACAUAUGAGAAAAGGGCGCUUCGUUUCCAACAAGGGCUGAAACCUUGGAUUCUGAAUAGGGUAGCUGUCUUUGAACUUACUAACUACGCAACUCUGGUCCAGAAAGCUGUUAUUGUGAAAAAAGAGAGCGAACUCUAUAACCGUGAAAGAAAUGACAAUAAGCGUAAGGCUCCUCAAUUUGAACGAAGUCAAGGGAAGAAGUUGUGGAAUCAAAAAGUUAAGAAACCUUUUGUUAACAAGGAAUUCCGGAAGGAGGGGAAUCUUCGGAUGGGUAACCGAGAAGCUCGUGAAGAAUGUCAGAGGUCUAAGCCAGCACAGUCUGCGCACCUACUUCAGGGAAGACCACCCCUACCAGAGUGCAAAACAUGUGGGAAAAAACAUCCGGCUCCGUGCUAUCAGGAAUCUGUUACUUGUUUUCUUUGUGGACAGAAAGGUCACAUUGCUUCCAGAUUCAUGCAAAAGUUGGGAAUUGAUCUGAUAGCCUUAGUGGAACCUAUGAAUAUAGAGACAGCGAAUCAAGAUACUAUUUCCGUGGAUCGAGUGUGUCCUGAUUGUGAAGUAAUGAUUCAGAAACAACUUUUCAUUGUAGAUUUAAUUCCUUUUAAGUUAGGAGAAUUUGAUGUGAUUUUGAGGAUGGAUUGGUUAACGCGCUAUGAUGCUUAG